GUUGGACACGCCGGCAACACUUCUCGAGGCCCAAUUGCUGCAACAACACAAAAAUGCGCUCAUUACUGUCCCUCCUGGUGCUAUGCCUGGUGAGCAUAGUGGCCGCCCUUAGCUCAAGCGGCAACAGAUUGUUAGUCGUCCUUGAGGAUCAGGCGGAGAAGGGCAAGUACUCCACAUUCUGGAAGGAGCUUGAAGGUAGAGGGUAUUCCCUCACAUUCGAAUCUCCCAAAAAGGAGGGUCUCUCGCUGUUCCAUCUCGGCUCCAGAGCAUACGAUCAUGUCCUCUUGCUACCCCCAAAGUCGAAAGCGUACGGACCAGCGCUGACGCCGAACCUCUUAUUGGACUUUAUGAAAGCGGAGGGCAACAUUCUUCUUGGUCUGUCGUCAGAGUCGCCCGUACCCAGUGGCAUCGUCUCGCUACUCUUGGAGUUGGACAUUCACCUACCCACUGACAGGAGCAGCACCGUGAUUGACCACUUCAACUUUGACAGCAGCGCGGCAGAACAGCACGACAUUUUGCUUGUACAGCCUCCAAAGCCGCUUAGGGACGACGUCAAGAAUUUCUUUGGUGCUGCGGGGGCUGGUUCUGGAAAGAAAGGAGACGUAAACAACCUGCCUAUCGUCGUUCCACACGCCGUCGGUCAGGUCCUUGGCUCAGCGAGCCCACUACUCUUGCCAAUUCUCAAGGCUCCAAGCACGGCGUAUAUUGGCAGCCCUAAGGAGGAUGGCGUCGAAGAACUCUUCGCUUCCGGCUCGCAGAUCUCGCUCGUGUCCGCCCACCAAGCCAGGAACAGCGCCCGCUUAACAGUUCUGGGAAGUGUGGAGAUGUUGCAGGAUACGUAUAUGGACAACAGCAAGUACGGAAAUAAGAUUUUCGCCGAACAGAUCUCUGCAUGGACGUUCAAGGAACUGGGUGUGCUCAAGGUCGGCAGACUGCAGCAUUGGCUAAACGAGGGACCCAAAGGUGUCGUGAACAGCACUGGGGUGUCCGUGAGCGAUCUCAACCCUGCCAUCUACAGAGUCAAAAACGACGUCAUUUUCCAAAUCGAGCUCUCCGAAUAUGCCCUCACUCACUACACUCCUUUCACACCGGCCGCAAAUGACGAUGUGCAGCUCGAAUUCACGAUGCUCUCACCGUUUCACCGCAUACCACUCCUCCCUGUGUCCACAACUCAAAACUCGACCAUUUUUGAGGCCCGUUUCACGACGCCAGAUCAGCACGGCAUCUUCCACUUCCGCGUCAACUACAAGCGCCCAUUCUUGACCAAUGUCGAUGAGAAAAGGCAGGUCACUGUCCGCCACAUUGCGCACGACGAGUGGCCCAGAAGUUGGAAGAUCAGCGGUGGAUGGGUGUGGAUCGCUGGCAUCUGGAUCACCGUGGCUGGCUGGUGCGCGUUUGUCGCCGUGUGGCUGUACUCAGAGCCUCCAAGAGCAGGUACGAAAAAGACGCAGUAGAAUGAUACCCCUUCUGCUUAUAUCUCCUCCCACCGAUGGAUUUAUGACCGUCAUAGCGUUGAGUCUUGCAACGUUGGAAACGCAGGGUGCGGCUGCGCAUGCAUGUAUGUAGGAAAAGAAAAAACGUGGGAUCAUGUAAAGAUAAAGGGGACUUGGCGUUUGAAAAUGGAAUGUCUACUUGCUGCACCAAUAAUCGUUCUAAAUCUAGAUGGAAGGCAGCGUCUUGUAGAGUUUCAGAACAAGCCAUGUCUCCUCAAACAUUUCCCGCAUAUUGCGUCCCGUAC
Messenger RNA from Verruconis gallopava, 1738 nucleotides. RefSeq lists its product as uncharacterized. The transcript is spliced from 3 exons. Lineage: Eukaryota; Fungi; Ascomycota; Dothideomycetes; Venturiales; Sympoventuriaceae. Gene Ontology annotation, cellular component: oligosaccharyltransferase complex; endoplasmic reticulum membrane. The record is from RefSeq and is a predicted model, not a curated record. Bases 54 to 1454 code for a protein of 466 amino acids.